Messenger RNA from Liolophura sinensis, 1635 nucleotides. RefSeq lists its product as uncharacterized. The record is from RefSeq and is a predicted model, not a curated record. Gene Ontology annotation, cellular component: cytoplasm; vesicle. Lineage: Eukaryota; Metazoa; Mollusca; Polyplacophora; Chitonida; Chitonidae. The transcript is spliced from 5 exons. The coding region runs from base 799 to 1467 and encodes 222 amino acids. Gene Ontology annotation, molecular function: cysteine-type endopeptidase inhibitor activity.
GACAUGUUGUUGAAAUGAAGAACACAGCCUAGCCAGUCUCAGUUGCCUGUCUGUUUUCCCUUCUGGGCUUUGCUCAGUUUUCUCUCCGCUUUCUUCUCAUGACUGCUCGGUUUCUUGUCCGGUUUCCUCUCAGAAAUUUCUCGGAUUCGUGUCCAGUCUCAUCUCUGGGCUCUGCUCACUUUGCUCGCCGGUCUCCUCUCAGCUUUCUUGUUGGGUUCUCUCUCUGGGCUCUGCGCGGUUUCCUGUCUGGUUUCCUUUCAGGGCUCGGCUCGGUUUCCUGUCCGAUUUUCUUUGAGGACUCUGAAAAGCUAUAAACUUUACCAGCAAUUUAAGCAGGGGCAGGAAAGGAAACUUUCAAGGAAAGGUAACCCGAGUAGGCGGAUAUGACUUGAGCAUUACGGCAUUGUUUUGACAGUGUUUUAAGUCAGAAGGCUGGUGAGAAUAGCUGACUAUUUGGUGUUUCAUGUCCAUUAUCUGACAACGGUGUGGAAGACGACACUAAUGUAUUCUGCAUAUACGGUUUGGCAAUGUACCGGAGAGGUUAGGUGUUGUGUAGAGGACGGUUUAAGUUACAUUCCGUAUUCAGGGAAACGCCCCCUGUUGUAUAUAACACUUGAGCUCUUCUUAAAACACCAAGGCACGGCCAGAAAUGUAAAUUAAGAUAUCUCUUAUAUAUAUAUGUAGACCAGUAGAUUAUCAGUCAUUCGGUUCAGUAAUAGGCGUACUGGUGCUUAUAUCGAGAUAGACUCCGCUGAUAAACAAACGGGUAUUCCAUAGCGCAGUCUUGCCGGCACCAAGAUGUUUUCUCGGAUGUUCAUUCUUCUCUUGGCUGUUAGCCCCGCAUUCUGUUUCGGAGAAACUGAGGAUGUCUCGGACAAAUCUCACAAGGAUUUAGAGGAGCUGGCGGAAUUCGCUGUGGGUGAAAUCUAUGGGAAGACGGACGGUCGGUUACCCCCGGUGAGGGUGGUAGACGUACAGAAACAGAUUGUAGCAGGGGUCAACUAUUUCUUCACGCUGCAGAUAACGUUUCCGGACAAGUCUGUGCACGUGUGUGAGGCUACCAUUCACACGCAGCCGUGGAAACAGACCCGGGAGCUGCUCAAAUCUGACUGUCCCUCUAUGAUUGACACCCUAAACAUAGGCAAGGUUGUUCAACAACUCUCGCUGUCUCCAUCUGAUCCGGAAGUGGAGAGAGCGGCCAAAUUUGCUGUGGAACGGUUAAAUCAUCAGUCAAAAUGUUUCAAAGACGCUCGUCUUGAGCUUAUCAACAAGGCUUUGGAAACUGAAGACGUCAUCACGAUGGAUCUGACAGUCUGCGAAUGGCCAUUUUCGUCUUAUCAUUUUGAGAAAAGAAUACCGUACCCGUGUGCCCUUCAGGAAAACCUCCAUGACUGUCACGUGGCGGUGGACACGAAGGACGGGGCUCCUGUCAAACUGGUUGGAGAUUUCCACUGUAGUGGAUGUUGAUGACACGUGUAAAUCUGUAGACUGUUUUCAUAGCUGACGACAUUAAGCCUUGUGAUUAUGUACAUAGCCGCAUGUCUUUUGUUUCAAUGAAUAAUGGCCAUUGAUGAAUGUCCGUACUGAUGUAUGUGUAUAUUUAUACUAAAAUAAAAGUUAAAUUAAAAGUGGUGU